Messenger RNA from Austrofundulus limnaeus, 1951 nucleotides. RefSeq names its product protein phosphatase 4, regulatory subunit 2b (gene ppp4r2b). The record is from RefSeq and is a predicted model, not a curated record. Lineage: Eukaryota; Metazoa; Chordata; Actinopteri; Cyprinodontiformes; Rivulidae. Gene Ontology annotation, cellular component: cytoplasm; nucleus; protein phosphatase 4 complex. Gene Ontology annotation, molecular function: protein phosphatase regulator activity.
AAUCCCUUUUACAAUCCAGCGCUUGUGUGAGCUCCUCACAGAACCCAAAAGGAACUACACAGGAACUGACAAGUUCCUUCGAGGGGUGGAGAAGAAUGUAAUGGUGGUAAGCUGUGUCCAUCCAACUUCAGAGAAAAAUGGAUGCAGUGCUGUUAAUAGGAUGAACGGAGUGAUGCUUCCAGGAAACACAUCUUCAUUUACAGAGAGAAAAGUGAACGGUCCGGGAACGCCCCGGCCGCUGAACAGACCAAAGUUGUCUCUGGCCCACUCACUAGCAGCUAAUGGUCUGCCAGAUAGCACAGGCAACACAGACCUCAACGCAGAGCUAGAUGGCGACAAAGACUCGAGUGAGGUUUGUCAUUCAGAAGACUCUCCUGGGAGUGCUGUGAAGAACAAACACUCAGAUAAGGAAGAGGACAUGGAGCCUGAUCACCAAGAAGUAAAAAGACUGAAGUUUAGCGAGGAGGAUGAGGAAGAGGAGGAAGAGCAGGAGGCGGACACACUCGACCCGUCAGACAGCUCCUGCCUGUCUAAAGAAGCAGAAGCCAUGCUUCAAGAGAAGGAAGAGAAGGUUGUGAGUGAAGCCUCCAGCUCUGCUGCCUCUGAAGAACAAGAGCCAACAAGCAGCACCCAGACUGACAUGUGCUCAGGCCAGGAGGCGGAGCCAGCCGAGAGGGAAGCACUGUGUGGCUCUGACGAGGAGGGCAGCGACAUGGAUCAGACGGAGCAGCAGGAACCUGCAGGCGUCCUGGACAGGCCAGAGACCAGCAGGGACAGUGAGGAGAGCAGCAGCGACCCGGUCAGCAGCAGCAGCAGUAGCAGCAGCGGUAGCAGCUGUAGCAUAGAGGAGGGGGUGGAGGCGGCCAGAGAGGACAUCACGCUCGCUCCUUCCAGCAGUACAACCGAACCUCCUACAGAGGGCGCCAUGGGAAGUGCCACGUCACACACUGGGACCACCGAGGAGCCUAUGGAGCAGGACUAGACCGAGGACCACCCUGUGACCAUAAGCCAGCUCCUCCUUGAAUCCAGCCUUACUGUCGCUGAGGGCAGAGGCACCUCAAACACAAGACAAACACCUCGUCCCACGUUUGGACACUCCUCGAAAAACAGCUAUAUAUCUUUUUUAAAUUAUUUUACUGGAAUAUUUUAUUGCUUUUCCUGAUUUGAAGUUGGUUUCAGCAGCCUUUCUUUGAAUUGUUGUCUUUUUUUAAAUCAGUUGUGUUCAGUGGGGUUGUUUGAACAGUGCAGUGGUGCCACUCACUCCAACCAUUUGGGCAUUUAAUGUCAUAUGAAGUCCUUUUUAAAUACGGUUCACCAGAGUUCAGAGCCACUGUUUGUUGUGAAAAAUCKAAAGAACUUCAAUCUCCUGGUUUCUCGAGGCUGUUCAGGACACAUUCUGUUCAAUCUUUACACAUCUGUCAGGUCGGGGGGGCUUUUAUUUUCUCCUGUCUUAUUUUUAACUAUAGUUUUACAAAAACCACACUACCAGUCCAAACUGAACUAUACUCUGACAUGCUACCUUGUAGAGGUGUCCUCUGUAAACUGAGAUAUUUUCAAUGAGUAAAACCAUAAUUUAUGUUUUCAGUUCACUGACUUAUUUUUGGAGUAUGUUUUUGUUUUCGUCUGCCAGUCGCAGUUUCCAAAACCAGCUGUAAGUACAAAGACGAAGGCUUUCUUUGUAUCGUGAUGUCACCAUUGUUGUUCCACUGACGGAUAACCCAGAACUGCUCCUGGUUCCAGUUCUACUCCCGUUUCUGCAGCUGUACUUUUUUGAUAUUUAGAAUUUUAAAUUUCUGUAAAGUAGAUUUUUGUAGAUUGUUAUACAGUAUGUGUUCACUGCCUUUGUGAAACCAUAUAUAAUUGUAUAAUUUCUGUGUAUACUCUGAAUGCUUUUGCUUUUAAUGCGGUAUUCAGAAACAGCAAUAAAUGUUAACAUUUUUAUGCGUGGAAA